AACAGAGAAUCAAACAGGUAGACGCUCCUGAUAAGGAUUACAAUUUAUGAUUUCUGUGAGUGUGAGGGGACAGUGUGUGGUGUGUAAAAGUGUAGUAAGAUGUACGAAGCUGUAAGAAGAUGUAUGUAGUGCAAUUAGCGUGGGACGGAAUCUAUUGUCUUUCCGUUGAUUACGUUUAUAAUGGAGCAAUUAUAAACGCUUGAAUGGUGUUGUUUUUACGGUGGAAAAUAGAAUAAUUGGCAGGAUUUAACUGCGAUUGCGCGUAACUGCUAUUUCAUAACGUUACCCUUUCGUGGGUGGCCGACAACGGUGUGGUAAAAGGUGUAAUAAUUAUUGUAGCAGCUCCUGACAACCAAAUAAGAUUGAAAUCGAUUUAGCAAAAAACAAGACUGUUAAGUGCGUCGAAUGAAAUUUAAAUUAGCACAAAAAUAUAGGUGAUAAUGUACUAAACUAAUACCCUUCGAAACAACACUCGGUGCCGACGACGAUCCUUGCGUUUGUUGUAGCGCCGUUUGAUUGCCGUGACAACGUGGCCGUCCAUGCGUGUGUCGGCAAUAAACAAGCAACAAACCGCGCGCGUCCACCAAUAUCAGCAGUGUUGCCGGCUGUUACUACCACCACUGCAGUAGCAGCAGCAGCGUGCAGGUCCGGUUUGAGGUGCGAACCAGCCGACCAUCGGCCAGUCGCCGAACGCGAGCGAACGGGCGUGGGACGGGCGUGUUAAUCGCGCUAGCCGUGCGGAAAAGUGCGUCUCCUUCAGUGUGCAUUGUGCCGCGCAGAAGGAAGCAGGGCAGUGCCGGUGAAGGCAGGACUCGCCCCGUUGUCGACAAGGGGAAUGUGCAAUUGAAGGUGUCGUCGUGCCAGCAAUCGUUCAGUAACGUGUUGGAGGUGUGUUUUUUUUCUCUUUUUCGUAAGAGGCAAGCGAGUAGAAUUUGGAACUGCUGUUUGCCUCGGCACGUGUGAUGGAUUCUAGCAGAGGCACCGUGCUCGACAGCAUCCGUGAGCUGUACCAGUUCGGUGUGGUGGAUUAUUGUAUGUUUGCCGCAAUGCUGAUCCUUUCCGCUGCUUGCGGCAUUUACUUUGGGUUCUUCAAACGCACCAAAGCGAAGGAUACACCCACGGCCACGGACACGAGUGAUCUCGAUCUGGGUGGAAAUCCCCCCACGGUAGGAUCGGUGGAGAGUAAGACACCGAUCAGUCCGUUUGGAUCGUCAACGAUCGAUGAGUACUUGCUGGGAUCACGCAAGCUAAAAGCAUUCCCAGUGGCGAUGAGUCUGGUGGCGGGAUACAUAUCCGGUGUAACGAUACUGGGCACACCAGCAGAGAUCUACAACUUCGGGACGCAGUACUGGUUGAUCGUGGUACCGAUCAUCCUGACGGGGGUAGCCGUAUGCACGAUCUAUCUGCCGGUGUUUUGCUCGCUGAAGCUGAACUCUUCGUACGAAUAUCUGGAGCUGCGGUUUAACAGACAGAUGCUGUUCCUUCCAAUGAUCAUCUACGUGCCAGCGUUGGCAUUUAAUCAAGUGACUGGACUAAAUUUGUACAUGAUCGGAGCGAUCGUGUCCCUCGUCUGCAUUUUUUACACACUCCUGGGUGGCAUCAAGGCGGUCGUCUUUACCGACGCUUGGCAGGUGGUGGUGAUGUUUAUCUCCGUCGUUGUCGUGGUGAUCAUCGGCACGAUCGCGGUUGGCGGGCUGGACGUCAUCUGGGAGCGAUCGAUGGAAGGCGGACGGAUAGACUUCUUCAACAUGAGCCCCACACUGUACGGGCGGCAAACGUUCUGGGCGGUCCUGAUUGGGGGUUUCUUCUACUGGACCUCGUUCAACUCCGUCAAUCAAACGAUGGUACAGCGGUACAUGUCCCUACCGAAUCUGAGGACAGCGAGGCUCUCCAUUGCCAUGUUCACGGUAGCGAUGGGCGUGUUUGUGUCGGUAUGCUGCUACGCGGGGCUGCUGCUGUACGGCAAGUACUACGACUGUGAUCCUGCCUCGGUCGGGCUGGUCUCGACCAACGAUCAGCUGUUCCCGCACUACGUGAUGGAGUCGGUCGGACAUCUGCGUGGCAUGCCGGGCCUGUUCAUUGCCGGCGUGUUUGGAGCCGCACUUAGCUCCAUGUCGGUAAUACUGAACUCCGUCUCGGCUGUUCUGCUGGAGGAUGUGCUGCGCGGGUUGUUCCAGCUCAACCCGAGCCCUUUAAAGGAAAACAUUUUCGUUCGUUGCUGUGUGGUGAUACUGGGACUCACUGCUUUAGGGUGUCUGUUUAUCAUCGACAAGCUGGAUGGAAUAUUGAUCGUGUCCGCCACACUUGCAGCGAUUGCCAACGGUACGACGGGAGGGAUCUUCACGCUGGGGAUGUUGGUCCCGUGGAGUAACACCAAGGGAGCACUGGUUGGGGGUAUUGCGGGAGCGCUUCUGUCCGGUUGGGUGUCGCUGGGGAAUCAAAUUGCAAGCGGUGCAGGGGAGAUCGUUGCACGCAAGCUGCCCGUCUCGAUCGACGGCUGCAUCGAAGAGCUUGUGGGAAAUAUUACCCUAGUCGAUCCUGUCUAUCCGGAUGAGAGUGGAGUGUUUCCACUGUACCGGUUGUCUUACCAUUGGAUCACACCGAUCGGUGUAACGACAGUGCUGAUCGUCGGAACGAUCGUAUCGUUCCUCACGGGACCACGCGAUCUGCGGCAUAUCGAUCCGGAACUGAUCUCGCCCGUCAUCCAUCGUUUGCUGCCGGUAGAGUCGUUCAGCUACUUUGGAACGGCAAACAAAAAUGCGACAAUAUUCAACGAAGAAAUGCAAGCACAAGCGAGCGUGCCUCCAGGUCCAGCGAACGAUCUGAACGGUCAGGUAGGUAAAGAAGCGAGAACAAGAUGGUAGGAAAAUAUUAGCAGAAAAUUUAAGACUAGAUGUUAUUGUACUGUGCAAUAGUAGCACGACGAAUAUAUUCAAAUAGCCAUAUUAGGCAAACAAAGUACUUAAAAGCGAGCUUAUUGUUUAGUGUAGUCGUAAUUAUCAGGGUAUUCAAUUUUUCCAAAAGCGCCACAACAAAAUCUCUCAAUUUAAAAGAUUCACAAAUAUAUUUGUACAAACUCCAACCAAGCUGUGAUUUCACCAGUAGUGCAAAGAUGAACGAAUUUUAAUAAUAAACCGUUUUAAACCGUUUGAAUGUUUAUUUUAUAAAAAACAACCAGAAAAACAGAUUUGUAAUAGAUUUUGUAAUACAUAAAUAAAAUCAAUAAAAACUGGGAACAAAA
Anopheles arabiensis is the source of this 3241-nucleotide messenger RNA. Its product is annotated as sodium-coupled monocarboxylate transporter 1-like. Gene Ontology annotation, cellular component: membrane. Lineage: Eukaryota; Metazoa; Arthropoda; Insecta; Diptera; Culicidae. Bases 963 to 2864 code for a protein of 633 amino acids. The transcript has 7 exons. Gene Ontology annotation, molecular function: symporter activity. Gene Ontology annotation, biological process: transmembrane transport; sodium ion transport. The record is from RefSeq and is a predicted model, not a curated record.